AUAAAUAAAAAUAACUUAAUUAAUAUUAAACUUGAAGCAAAAUACCAUAUUAUUCCAUAAAUGUGGAUUAUAGGGACUAAAAUGCAAAUAAAAAUAUGAAACUUCAAACUUAAAGUUUUGAGUAGUAAAACUUCAAUUAUAGAGUUUCACUCAUCAAAAUUUCAAAUUUGAAGUUUUGAAGUUUCUUUUUGGAGAGCAAAAAAACUUCAUAUUUGCGUGUUUUAUCCAGUGUCGUAAUGUUUCUUUUAAUAUACGGGAGAUAUGCAAAAUCAUAACCGAAUACACUGUCUGACUGGGCCUAUAAAGCCCAUAUACACAAGACGCGACAUUACCAACUCACUCCCUAGUUUAGGUUCAAGUGAGACGGUCUUGUUGUUGUGUAAUAAAUACGGAACUUCUGAGGGUAAGUAAGAAUAGUAAACAAUUCGAUUUUAUUAUAAAAAUCUCUCUCUGAAGAUGGAGGAGAGUCAUAACCCUAAUUCCCAUGAGCGUCUCAAAUCCUGGUCGGAGCUCCCUUCAGAUCUCUUGUACUCGCUGCUUGAACGCCUGAGCUUUACCGACUUCCGACGAGCUAAAUCCGUGUGUAGGUCCUGGUACUCCGCUUCGAGACAAUGCGUGCCCAAAAACAAUCACAUCCCUUGGCUGCUCCUUUUCCCCGAAGAUAACAACAGUUGCUGCACCUUGUUUAAUCCCGCGGAGAAAGACAAACUCUACAGGACGCAUGAUCUGGAUUUGGUGCUCCCGAGGAUAUUUUGUUUAAAGACGUGUGGAAGCUGGCUCUUGAUGCGAAACCGUUCGAGUAAUCUCUACCUUGUGAAUCUCUUCACCAAGGAGAGGAUCAAUCUACCUCCUGUGGAGUCACAGGUCGGAACGACAAAGUUGGAGCGGACGGUAGUUGGGUUUCGCAUUACAUGUCCCGACGGAAGCAAGCCGGGUAAACCAAUGCACAUAAGAUCCCCUGUGUUUUGGAUCGACGAGAGAACCAAAGAGUAUCUAGUUUCGUGGGGACUUGGAACCUGUUGUGUGGUCUAUUCCAAGAAAGGAGAUAACUCGUGGACUCAAGUCCCGGAAGCUUUAGAUUGUUGUGACAUGGUUUACAAGGAUCACAAGCUUUACUUCUUUAGUUAUUCCCGUGAUCUGAGGAUCUAUGAUUUUUCGGGAGAGGCUCCGCGAGAAAUCUUUUGGUGUAGAUGUGUUUAUGUCGAAAGAUUUGCCUACGAUGGUGGUGGUCCCAGACGUCCUCAUGUAACUAACAGAAAGAGACUUGUAGUCACAAAACUUGUAGUCACGGUGACUGGAGAUGUCCUCAAGGUUGAAACAUACUUAAGACCUAAGUCUAGAAUCUGGUCAUUCCGUCUCUUCAAAGUUUGUUCAUCAGGUGACUUUAAACGAGUUCAUUCCUUGGGGGACGAGUCAAUGCUUCUGGCUCUUGGCAUCACUGUGCUCGCCAACAACUAUGAGGGCAUCCGUAGAAACUCCAUCUAUUUCAAUGCUAGUCAUAAUAUCACAAGUGAUAUCUUUCUCUUCAAUCUCGAGACGCGGAAGAUGGAGCAACUACACAAAUUUGAUUGCUCCUCUGAUCAACUCUCUGGAAAUCGAUGGUUCUUACCAAGUUUCACACAGGCAGUUGUGGCAUGAUUGACCUAAACUAUGUUUCCCUCUUCAAUAUAUUUUUACUCAAAUCAAUGAUGACUACAUCCUAGUUAGGCAUGGGCAUUCACUUGUUGCUCGGGUAAUACUUGCUAUUUGACUCGGCUUCUAAGUAAUAAAUCCGCAAAUCUUAAUA
Messenger RNA from Brassica napus (rape), 1786 nucleotides. RefSeq names its product probable F-box protein At4g22165. The record is from RefSeq and is a predicted model, not a curated record. The transcript has a single exon. NCBI's taxonomy places the organism in Eukaryota, Viridiplantae, Streptophyta, Magnoliopsida, Brassicales, Brassicaceae. Gene Ontology annotation, molecular function: protein binding. The coding region runs from base 457 to 1638 and encodes 393 amino acids.